Molecule: messenger RNA, 535 nt
Organism: Tinamus guttatus (white-throated tinamou)
Lineage: Eukaryota; Metazoa; Chordata; Aves; Tinamiformes; Tinamidae
Source: RefSeq, a predicted model, not a curated record
AUGUACGUGUGUGUACAUGUGUAUGUAUGUAUGUACAUACAGCGGUGGGUGGAGGAGGGCGCCGGCGUCUACGGCCUCCCAGCCAUGGCCGACAUCAAGGUGGAGCAUCAGCUGGAGCCCGGCGCGGACGAAGGGCCUGCGCAGAGCGUCGCCAUGGGAAUGAAGUUCAUUCUGCCCAAUAGAUUUGACAUGAAUGUCUGCUCACGGUUUGUGAAAUCUUUGAACGAAGAGGACAGUAAAAACAUUCAAGACCAAGUUAACUCUGACCUUGAAGUGGCAUCUGUCUUAUUUAAAGCUGAAUGCAACAUCCAUACUUCUCCUUCCCCCGGCAUCCAAGUAAGACAUGUUUACACUCCAUCAACAACUAAGCAUUUCUCUCCGAUAAAACAGUCAACUACUCUAACUAACAAACAUAGGGGAAAUGAAGUCUCUACAACACCUCUGCUUGUAAAUUCUUUAUCAGUUCACCAGCUAGCUGCUCAGGGGGAAAUGCUGCACCUGGCUACACGUAUUGAACAAGGUAAGACUAGGAGAG